Solea senegalensis (Senegalese sole) is the source of this 3699-nucleotide messenger RNA. RefSeq names its product arf-GAP with Rho-GAP domain, ANK repeat and PH domain-containing protein 1. The record is from RefSeq and is a predicted model, not a curated record. Gene Ontology annotation, molecular function: GTPase activator activity. The transcript has 25 exons. Lineage: Eukaryota; Metazoa; Chordata; Actinopteri; Pleuronectiformes; Soleidae. Bases 144 to 3554 code for a protein of 1136 amino acids. Gene Ontology annotation, biological process: signal transduction.
CAGGUUGAGUUUUACAGUGUAUCCUCACACCAACACUCAGAAAAUUUAACAGUGACAUUUUUAUGAGUGAAAGUAAACCUUGAACAACACGUGAACCAGGAACGACACAGACGACGACACAGCACAGCCACAGUGUCGUCCAGAUGGCUCCUCCUACUCCGUCUCCACCUGUCCCCAAACCUCGCGCUCGUUACAAGAGGGACAGUCUAAGCUCCGCCUCCUCUGACCGAGACGUGAGUGAGAAUCUGGCUGCUAUUUGUGCUGAUGCUCACCUGAGCACAGGUAAAGAUGCCCCACCUCUUGCUCCUCCCUUGGGUUUGGACAAUGGCACCGCCCUCCCAACUCUUGCCGGUGUCACUGACAUCAUUGCCGCCAAAAUCCCGUCAUUGGCUGGGAUCGCUGGCACCAUUAAUGGCUCUGCCCCUCCAGCCCCCUCAGCCCCUCCUUCCAUCGACAGCAUGGCUAACAGCAUCGCCACACACAUACCUAGCUUAGCAGGCAGUGCUAAUGCCAUGGCUAAGCCUGCUGCCACAGUAAGCCCCGCCCCCUUCUCCACAUCCACACCUGCUGCUAACACAGGUGCUGCAAGCUUAGACAGCAUUUUUAGCUCAUUAGCUAACAUGCCCAGUCUAGCCGGGUUCAUUAGCAGUGUGGGUAACCCUUCUGCUCCACCCCCCUUUGCUGACAAGCCCCACCCACCAUCACCGCCAAGGACAGAUGUCGGAGCGCUCUCACAGCUGGUGAUGUCAUCAUUAGACCCAGCUGCAGGAGUCACAUUACCACCAGCAGAGGGAGCUAUUGAUGAAGGCAGAGAAACACCGUACGUGACAGUGUUAGCUUGUUGGGAUGCGGAGGAAGCAGAAACAGACUCGUCCAAUGAGGAGGAGGAUACAGAAGUUACCCCCCCCCCUGCAGGUGAUGGACCAAUAGGAGGAGAGCCAGCAGUGAUUGUCCCAAUCUAUCCUGCAGGGGGCAUCAUCCCCACCAGGCCAGCCCCGCCCCCUCCUCGUCCUCCUGGCCAAUCAGGAAGAGCUGGAAAACGUGUACAACAGAAGAUCCCAAGAGCGGCCACAAUUCGAGUGUCCAGGAAGAAGGUGGGCAGUGGUAGCUCCGCCACUCAGAACGCGGUGGCCCGGUCCAGCUGGCUGGACGUCUGGAAGGGGUUCAGACAUAAUGUUCUGUGGGCAACAUUCGACGGCCAGCAGAUGUCGCUGUGGAAGAAACGCACAGACCAGUUCAGUGAGCUGCUCUUUCACGUUUCCUCCAUCACCAACGUGAAGAAACAAGAUAAACGAAGAUUCUCUGUUUAUUUCAGGAAGAAACAUUAUGACUUCAUGGCUCAUAGUGACGAGAUUCAGGAAGGUUGGGUCACAUCUCUGCUGGCAUCACGUGGACAGUCAAGCCCCGCCCCCCCUGAGCUGCAUGGACCAAUCACCAUCAAAGAGUCACGAAGUCGAGUGUACGCCGCCGUCUGGGGUCACAACCUCUGGAUUUACCCCAACAAAGAUGGCUUCCAGCUGGGCGUGGCCUCCUUCUCUGUUCCUCUGAACGUGGCGGCGGUGAAAGCGGCGGGAAAACACUCAUUUAACCUCAUCACGCCGUACAAGAGCUUCAGCCUGUCUGUGGACUCUUCGAAGGACCUGUCUGUGUGGUUGGACAGUCUGUCUGCCUCCAUCCGCAGUGCUCUGUCCUGCAGCCAGGUGGCGAUGCGAAUUUUGGAAAACCCCUGUAAUAAGGUUUGUGGCGACUGUGGCUCAGCCAAUCCUGAGUGGGCGUCGGUUAACCUGCUGCUGGUCAUCUGUCAGGCCUGUGCAGGUCAGCAUCGCAGUCUGGGCAGUAACGUGUCCAAGGUACGAAGUCUGAAGAUGGACAACAAAGUGUGGACUGAACCACUGAUACAGCUGUUUGUUAUCUACGGUAACCGACUGGCCAAUCAGGUGUGGGCUGCAGCGGUGCCAGCAGCAGAGCAGCUGCUGCCUGAGUCGUCUGAUGAGGAAAGGUCAAAGUUCAUCCAGGAUAAAUACAGCAGGGGGUGCUACAGACGAGUUCACUCCCUGACAUCCACUCAGUCCCUGAUGGACCAGAGACUUAGAGAAGUCGUCUCCAGUGAUGACAUAGAAGAGACGAUGUCUCUGAUUUGCUCAGGAGCAAAGGUGCGUCAGUCAGACCUUCAGAUUCUCUCCCCCAUCAUCCUGGCUGAGAGGGCGGGGCAACCUCUGCAGAGUGAGCUGCUGCGUCUCAACGAGUACACAGAAGUCCCGCCUCACCAGCCACAGUCAGCCAAUAGGAGACGUGGCUCCACCCCCUCAGGUGAGGAGGAGGAGGAGCUUCAUGGGAAACUGGAGGACGAUCGUUUCUUGUUCUCUGUAGAAAAUGAUUCUGCUGCAUGUGACGUCCUCGACCUGCGGGAGGCGCUGUCUGUCUUCACCACAGACACUGGACCGCCUCAUCAGUUUGAGGUCGUGACCUUGGGCGAUCACCUGAUCUGUGCUGCUGACGACAGCGAUACUCUGAUGACUCACCUGGUCCACAUCCUGAAGGUGAUUCUUCCAGGGGGCGUGUCUUAUGCAGAAGUGUGCGGGGCCUCAGCUGUCAGUAAAGUGUGUGUGGUGGAGGUGGGCGGAGCCUCUAGUCAGUCUGAUGCCUGGUUGUUGCUGUGGGAGGACGGCGUCAGUGUUUACCCCGUCCACAGAGGCUCACAGCAGAUCGUGAGGAUGGAACUGAGGGCGCUCAGUUGCCAUGAAAUUGACUCAUCAAAAAACAUCAUCACCAUGGAAACCAGGGACAGGAGCGUGUCUUUGCGUUUCGAGGAGCAGCACAGCUGUCAGACCUGGUUCAAGCACCUGCAGAGAGCGCUGAAUAAACAGAGCUCAGAUCCACAUCGUGGUACUGGUCAGUCUCUGUACCCGGUGCUGGCCGUGGCAUCCAGAGGUUCAGUUCCACCCGCAAUCCAACGCUGCAUCUCCCACAUCACAGCACACGGUUUGAAGGUGGAGGGCGUGUACCGACGCUGUGGAUUAGCUGCCAAAGUCAACCGAUUGGUGGAGGCACUGAUAACUUCACCAAGCUCCGCCCUCUUGGAGAGUGAUGAACAAGGCGUGUUAGAUGCUGGCUCUGCCCUGAAACAGUAUGUCCGCCAGCAGCCAGGUCUGAUCCCUGACGUUCAGCCAUGGCUGCAGGCUGCAGGUCAGUACCAGAACUACAGUACUACACAGUACUGUAGUUCUUUGUGUAACAAUACUUUCUCAGUGAUUUCAGAUGAACAGCCCAGGUUUAAAGCAUACCAACGGUUACUACGGAAACUCCCUGACGACAACAGAGCUACACUCAGUGCCCUGUUUGCUCACUUCUACAUGAUCCAAGUGUUCUCUCAAGUGAACAAGAUGUCGGCUCAGAAUCUGGCUCUGGUUCUAGUCCCGACUCUGUUUCACACACUGAACCAGGAUCUGCUGCGACUCACCAAAGAGUUCAUCAUCCACCACACUCUGCUGUUCCUGACACCAGAGGACGAGGCGAGAGAAGAGGAAGAGGAGGAGCAGAUCACCGUGUUCUGAUGAAUCUUAAGAAAAACAGAGUGAUAAAAAGAAAAAAUCUCUUGUUUUGUUUUCUCUUUUAUUUUAGGGGAAGUUUGUGUGUCACGGACAAUGCCCCCUACAGUGUGAACAUCAUGGCUCAAAUAAAAGUCAUUUUUCCUUCUCA